Molecule: messenger RNA, 550 nt
Organism: Venturia canescens
Lineage: Eukaryota; Metazoa; Arthropoda; Insecta; Hymenoptera; Ichneumonidae
Exons: 3
Coding region: 59-550 (163 amino acids)
Source: RefSeq, a predicted model, not a curated record
CAGAGAGAAGUUGCGUUUCAAACCGUUCGCGUCAUCCGCUUAAGCCUGCAUUUGAAUCAUGAAGGGCCGUAAUUACGCCGCGAUUCUGCUCCUCGUUAUUGGGAUCCUCGAGGUUUAUUCGCACCCUCAAACUUUCAACGCACAAGAUGCUGAAGAGUUAGCUCGAUCACUUCAAACCGUGGGCGGUGAUGAGCUGACCGACGAAGCUUAUUUCUACGAUUUGAGUGACCGCGAGUCGUAUUCAUCAGCAGAUAAACAUGCCGACCGCGAGGACGGAAGAAGUAAAAGGUCUCCAGGGGCCUCGAAAAAGACUCCUGAAAAGUUGCAGGAACUGCGGCAGGAAUUAAAUCGCACGAACGCUGCACCUGUGGUAGCAAGGCGAACUAAUAGUCAACGCCGAGAGGACCGCGAUGUCGUAACGAGACGGUACAACGCUGCGGUGGCCGAUUUGAUGCAGCGAGAGCACAUGACCCGAGCUGCAGCGGUUCAAUAUCUUCUACAACACAAUAUGCAGCUGGUUAACGAUUACCUCAUAGCACAGGGAAUGUAA